Molecule: messenger RNA, 1359 nt
Organism: Agrilus planipennis (emerald ash borer)
Lineage: Eukaryota; Metazoa; Arthropoda; Insecta; Coleoptera; Buprestidae
Product: cilia- and flagella-associated protein 20-like
Exons: 4
Coding region: 93-1082 (329 amino acids)
Biological process (GO): cilium assembly; positive regulation of cell motility; regulation of cilium beat frequency involved in ciliary motility
Cellular component (GO): ciliary basal body; motile cilium
Source: RefSeq, a predicted model, not a curated record
AAUUCUCAAAUCAGAGUGUCGACCCGUCAAAAAAUGUUUAGACGCGGGCUCUUGACGGAUGUCAAAUAGUUUUUGAAGUUGUAGUGUUCCAAAUGUUCAGCAACACAUUUCAAAGUGGUUUCCUUUCGAUAUUUUACAGCGUGGGAUCUAAUCCUCUACAGCUAUGGGAAAAAUCAGUUAAAAACGGGCAUAUACGUCGUAUAGUAGAUGACGAAGUAAAAUCAUUAGUCCUGGAAUUAUCGGGUACCAAUGUUGCGACGACUUAUAUCACGUGUCCCAUUAAACAGAGAGCUUCUCUGGGCAUAAAGCUUCCAUUUUUAGUCAUGGUUAUAAAGAACUUGAAACGAUACUUCACGUUUGAAAUACAAAUUCUCGAUGAUAAAGACAUGCACCGACGAUUUCGAGUUUCAAAUUUUCAAUCGACUACAAAAGUGAGACCCUUCUGCACUACAAUGCCCAUUGGGCUCAGCAGUGGUUGGAAUCAAGUCCAAUUCAACUUGGCGGACUUUACACGUAGAGCUUACGGGUCUACCUACAUCGAAACUAUGAGAGUUCAAAUUCAUGCCAACAUUAGAAUUCGCCGAAUUUACUUUGCCGACAGACUUUAUGGGGAUGAUGAGAUGCCGAAUGAAUAUCGCCUAUUUUUACCAAUACCCGGCAUUUCGAGACUUUCAGAAAAGGAGAAACGGCCAUCAAAAGAAGAAGAAGAAGAAAAAGAAAAACUGGAAUUAGGUGAAGGAGAGGGAGAAGCAGCUUCAGCGGCACCACCUGCAUCCCCAGUUAUGGAAGGCGCUGCAGCAGAAGCCGCUCCUGAGGGUGAGAAACCCGCUGAAGGUGGCGAAGCGGAGGCUGCGGCAGGUGAUGAGGGUCAAGCACAAGUAUCCCCCGAAGGUGAAGGUGAAGGCGAAGGAGCCGGUGAAGGAGAAGGAGAAGGCGAAGCAGGGUCAGAAAUGCCAGCUGAAGCUGGAACGGACGAAGCUCCGGCGACUGAAGGCGAAAACGAAGGAGGUGAAGGAGAUGAAGGAGCAACGGAAGGAGAAACAGCUGAAUCCCCCGAAACACCAGCUCCGACUGAAGCUUAGUAAUAUUGUAUUAUUUUCAUUGAUUUUAUCAUUUUUAAAACAUUCAAUUGUACAAAUAACACUUUCUAACAUUUUUAUAACUGCAUAUCUAUAGAUAUAUGUAGAUACAUAUCAACGCGUAAAUUGUUAAAAAUAUUAAAGUUGAAAUCUAAAGGAAUUUUUAACAGUUAAUUAAUUGAAAAGAAUAAGCCAGAGUCAAUAUGCUCCCAUCUAAAAUGUCAAUAAUUGAAAUAUAAUACCUACAAGCGGCUAUUUAUUGAAAUUGUACAAAUAAAGA